Amborella trichopoda is the source of this 1886-nucleotide messenger RNA. RefSeq names its product U1 small nuclear ribonucleoprotein-70K (gene U1-70K). Gene Ontology annotation, biological process: mRNA splicing, via spliceosome. Gene Ontology annotation, molecular function: U1 snRNA binding; mRNA binding. Gene Ontology annotation, cellular component: U1 snRNP; precatalytic spliceosome; U2-type prespliceosome. The record is from RefSeq and is a predicted model, not a curated record. NCBI's taxonomy places the organism in Eukaryota, Viridiplantae, Streptophyta, Magnoliopsida, Amborellales, Amborellaceae.
CCCAUUUUCCUUUCUGUUAAACCCUACCUCUGAAUUUCGCAGAUAACCCUAAUUGUGCACAGAUUCAUCCAUCUGGUGCAUGAGCUUCUUCGUUACUUAAGUGGGGUUUUUGUGGUCUGAUUUAGCAGAGACCCUAUAAUUCUAGCAGAGAUUCAUCCAUCUAUGGCAUGAGCUUCUCCUUUCCCAUAACAGAGGUUCUGAAAAAUCAUUUGAUCCAUUCGUUUUUUCAUCGGUGAAACCUCAUUGGAUCUUAUCUUGUGCAAAACCAUGGGGGACUAUGGAGAUGUUUACAUGCGCAACAGAGAUGCAGCUGUUCAAGCUCGCACUAAAGCACAAAAUAGAGCAAAUGUUUUGCAGCUAAAGCUGAUUGGGCAGAGUCAUCCAACUGGGUUAACAUCGAACCUUUUGAAGCUUUUUGAACCUAGACCUCCUUUGGAGUAUAAGCCUCCUCCAGAGAAGAGAAAAUGCCCACCUUAUUCAGGAAUGGCACAGUAUGUGAGUAACUUUGCAGAGCCGGGUGACCCAGAAUAUGCACCGCCGGUUCAGAAGGCUGAAACUCCAACACAAAGAAGGGCACGAAUCCACGGACUUCGGCUUGAGAAAGGCGCUGCCAAAGCUGCCGAAGAGCUGCAGAAAUAUGAUCCUACAAAGGACCCUAAUAUAUCUGGAGAUCCAUACAAAACACUGUUUGUUGCAAGGCUUAAUUAUGAAACAACCGAGCACCGAAUCAAAAGGGAGUUUGAGGCCUAUGGGCCAAUCAAGCGGGUUCGUCUCAUCCAUGACAAAACUACGAAUAAGCCUCGUGGUUAUGCAUUCAUUGAGUACGUGCACACCCGUGACAUGAAGACUGCAUACAAACAAGCAGAUGGUCGGAAGCUGGAUAAUAGAAGGGUACUUGUCGAUGUUGAGCGUGGUAGAACUGUUCCAAAUUGGCGUCCUCGCAGACUGGGUGGUGGACUUGGAUCAACUAGGGUGGGAGGUGAAGAAGUUAAUCAGAAGUACUCUGGCAGGGAACCUCAGCAAGCCACAGGAGGAUCACGUUCUGAGGAACCGAGGUCACGAGAUGAUCGCCACGUUUCUAGGGAGAGGGAAGUGGACCGGGUAAGAGAUAGGGAUCGCGACAGGGAGAAGUCACAAGAGCGGUCCCACGAGCGGGUGACCCGAGACCGAGAUGACAGACACCAUAGGGACCGCGAUAGAGAUAGAGAGAGAGAAAGGGAAAGAGAGCGUGGUCGUAACUAUCGUGACCGUGAAAGGCCUAGAGAGCGAGAGAGGGAGAGAUCAUAUGAUCGGCGUGAUCGUGACCGUGACCGUGACCGUGAGAGGCCUAGAGAGAGAGAGAGGGAGAGGUCUUAUGACCGUGAAAGGCCUAGAGAUAGAGAGAGGGACAAUGAGGAGAGAGAUAAGCACUGGGGCAGAGAAAGGGAGUAUGACCAUUUGGAUGACGAUAAGCCUAGGGAUGUGGACUAUCAUGAUGGGCAUACUGGGCAUGAGAAUGAACACGAUCAUGGCUGGGAUAGGGAGUAUGAUGACCGUAUGGAGGCUGAGGAUGACGACGAUCGCGAUCAUGAGAGGGAAAGGGAUAGAGAGAGAGAGCAUGGGAUAGUGGAGCCUGAUGAACAUGAUCAAGGUUGGGAGCGCUAAUACGAGCAUCAGCAGGGGCACAUCAGGUACUGUUUUUUUUUGUUUUCAACAUGGUAAGGCACUUUGAACUGGGACCCAUGCUUUUCUCAAGAUUUUUAAUUGUUUUUUUCUUUUUUUUUGGAGGGGGAAAGAAAGGAUAUUCUGGUGAUUUUCUAUUUUGCAUUUGAUGGUGAGGACUUGUGUGUUAUAUCUCAAUGUUUUGAUUUGAGACUUCUACUUGAAAAAAUGGUUUUGAGUGUUAA